GGUAGUGAAAUGUAGGAAAACCGGAUGUCUACAUUUAAACCUUUCCUAAAAUUAAUUAUUUACACAAUAUGAAAUUAUUCUUAAAGAUUUUGACUGUAUAAAGACAUUUCCCUAUUAACUAUGUGAGAAUCGUAACUUUACUUUUUGUCAGAUGGCUGUUCGAGAAGUGAAAUUGUGUCUGCUAGGGGAUUCUGGUGUUGGAAAGUCGAGCAUUGUACUUCGUUUUGUGAGAGAUCAGUAUAAGGAAAAUUUAGAGAGCACCAUAGGUGCAUCAUUCAUGACAAAGCGUAUAACAGUUGAUGGAAACACGUUCAUUUUUCAGAUCUGGGACACAGCCGGGCAAGAAAAGUACAGAGCACUGGCCCCAAUGUAUUACAGAGGAGCAUCUGCAGCUAUUGUGGUCUAUGAUGUAACCAGGGAGUCAUCUUUUCCUGCCGUUAAAGACUGGAUCAGUGAAUUAAACAAAAAUGCUUCAGGGAAUCUUGUUGUUGCUAUAGCGGGCAAUAAGUGUGACCUGGAAGAUCUACGAGAAGUCAGCCUUAAACAAGCAACAGAUUAUGCUUCAGAUAUCAGUGCAAUCUUCACAGAGACGAGCGCCCUCACUGCAGUCAAUAUUCAGGAACUGUUUGAAACUAUAGCUAGAAAACUGCCUGCGGAGGAUAUAUAUCGACCACGUCAUACAGGUGUAAGUUUAGGUCACUCACAGACUCAAGAGGAGCCAAGGCCGAAAAAACGCUCAUGUUGCGGUGGAGGAAACAAAAGCUGAUAUUUUAUGUGGUCUUAAACUAUGCAUUGUUUUUCAAACAUACAUUACCAUAUUUGUCCUCUUUGUUGCGUCAGGUCACACACAUAUAUAUAUGACUUAGGAGUGGGUCAGUUUUGUGCCAAAUUUUAAGAAUACAUGUCUUUUAUCACUUCAUCAGAUUUCAGCUGAAUUAGUAAGUUAUGGAGAGUUAUCCACUAAAUGAAGAAAAUGUUUUUCAAAUUUCUUAUGCAUAACGAAAAGGGCAAAUAUGCUAGGCACUGUUAUUAAUUAUAUUAGAUUUUAAACUUCUAUAUUUCAUAUCAUUCCUUCAGAGAAAGAAAUCAUUUUUAGCUCAUCUGAUUUUUUGAAAAAAAAUGAUGAGUUAUUGUCAUCACUUGAGCGGUUGUCGGCGUCUGCGUCGGCGUUGCCUGGUUAAGUUUUAUGUUUAGGUCAGCUUUUCUCCUAAACUAUCAAAGCUAUUGCUUUGAAACUUGGAAUACUUGUUCACCAUCAUAAGCUGACCCUGUAUAGCAAGAAACAUAACUCCAUCUUGCUUUUUGCAAGAUUUAUGACCCCUUUUGUACUUAGAAAAUAUCAGAUUUCUUGGUUAAGUUUUAUGUUUAGGUCAACUUUUCUCCUAAACUAUCAAAGCUAUUGCUUUGAAACUUGGAAUACUUGUUCACCAUCAUAAGCAGACCCUGUGCAUCAAGAAACAUAACUCCAUCUUGCUUUUUGCAAGAAUUAUUGCCCCUUUUGGACUUAGAAAAUCAGUUUUCUUGGUUAAGUUUAAUGUUUAGGUCAGCUUUUCUCCUAAACUAUCGAAGCUAUUCCUUUAAAACUUGCAACACUUGUUCAGCAUCAUAAGCUGACCCUGUACAGCAAGAAACAUAACUCCAUCCUGCUUUUUGCAAGAUUUAUGGCCCCUUUUGUACUUAGAAAAUAUCAGAUUUCUUGGUUAAGUUUUAUGUUUAGGUCAACUUUUUCUCUUAAACUAUCAAAGCUAUUGCUUUAAAACUUGCAGCUCUUGUUCACCAUCAUAAGCUGACCCUGUACAGCAAGCAACAUAACUCCAUCCUGCUUUUUGCAAUAAUUAUUGCCCCUUUUGGACUUAGAAAAAUCAUUUUCUUGGUUGAAUAUUAUGUUUAAGUCAACUUUUCUCAUAAACUAUCAAAGCUAUUGCUUUAGAACUUGCAACAGUUUUUCACCAUCAUAAGUGGACACUGUACAUCAAGAAACAUAACUCUAUCCUGCUUUUUUCAAGAGUGAUGGCCCUUUUUAGACUUAGAAAAUCAUGGGUAGGACAAUAUUUCUAUUAUACAAAAGAAAUCAGAUGAGCGUAAGCACCCGCAAGGCGGUGCUCUUGUUACUUUAUAUACUCAAGUUUGACUUGAUAUUUGUAUAAGAGACAUUGUAUAUAGAAUUAUAGAUUUCUUCAUCGGACUUAAGAUCAUAAGACAUUAACAGUGAGUUUGACUUUUAAAGUCCGGUAAUACUGUCAGUGCUUUCAGCUGGAGAAAUAAAAAGUGUGAUCUGGCAGAAACAUUCUGCAAAUUUAUAUUAUACAUGGCAUUAAAGCAACUUUUUCAUAGGGGGAGUGAAAAUUUCAAUUAAUCCUGACAUGCUAGAAAUGUGAUAUAAAAAUAGUAUUUGUUGGUUUAGCAACCUGUUGACAUCUUACAAAGAGAAAUCAUUGUGGUAUCUCCAAAACAGCACUUACAAAGAUAAAACAUUGACUUAGCUCCUAAAAGGCAUCUUACCAAAAAAAGAUUAAUUGCAUAUGUCACAAGGAGGUAGCUCAGAUAUGCGCAGAAGCGGGGUCCAAAUGUAGAUCAUAAAAAAAACAUUUUCUCUGGACCCCCUGGAUUAAUGUUUCUGCAUUUCAAAUUGAACCAAGAUGUGUCUUUUUGAAAUAAAAAAAUGGAAAACAAAGAAUAGAAAAUAGCAAGUGUUUUGAAUGUAAAUUAGUGCUGUACAAGGAAUAUUCAAAAUACUUUACACAGAAAGAUAUAGAUACAAGAUAGAAUUUUAAAACUUAAUUGUGAAAAAGUUGCUUUGAUGCGGAAAUAUAUACUAGUAUAUUUACAUUAUUAUGUCUUCAUACUGAUCAAGGGAGUUUAUCAUACUCUUAAAAAUGCAGAAUUUCAUGAUUAUGCUAGGAUUUUGAGUUGAAAUAUUGUGAUAUUCCAUUUAGUUUCAAACAAAAGUUAGUAAGAUAGUGUGAGAUUUAUGAACUUUUGUGCAAACUGUUAAAUUUCCAAGGUACCCGAUAGUAGUCCAGUGGUACAGCCAAUUUUUUGUCGCUUUUCUCAGUAAUUGGAAAUCUAAUACGAAUAAUCCCAUGAACAGCAUGCAUUUACAUUAAGGGAUAAAGUCCACCCACUUAGCUCAGUAGGGAGAGCACAGAUCUAUGGAUCACAAGGGUUGUGAUUUUGAUUCUUGGGCGAGGCGUAUGUUCUGCGUGAUGAUAUGAUGAAAGACAUCUGAAAUUAUUCGUCCUCAAAUGCUGAUUCAUUUGGAGAAAUUGGCAGUUACUUACAGAGAACAGGUUUUGUGCUGGUACAGAAUCAAGGAACACUGGUUAGGUAAACUGCCUGCUGUUACAUUACUGAAAUACUGUUGAAAAACCCAAAACAAACAAAUUAAGGGAUAAUGAAAUGAUAGAAGUCUUCUUCAAAUUAUUUUAACCAAUUAUUUGUUAAAUUUGUACAGGGUAUUUUCUAUAUUGCUGCAAAAAAGUGUGAUAAACUUGAUGUAUUUCAUCAUAAAGCUCCUUCAUUUAAACUGAAAAAGUGAGGAUUUUAAAGGACUUUGAUAUUUCUUUUGCCUGCAUUGCAAUAUGAUAUAUAAGUGCCAAAUUGUUUAGUUUGUAAAGGAGAAAUUGAGGUUUAACAUAACUCCUUUUGGCGCCAUAUAACCUAUGCUGUGUUGGUGCAGCGUAAAACCCAAAUAAAUAAAUAUUAACUUUACUCCUUCCCAAUGUUGUACUUAUAAGAUUUUGUUGGUCAUCAGGAAUUCAGUACCAGUAAGUGCUUUUCUGGAAUUUUGAAGAACCACCAAUCCAAUCAGAAAAGCCUUUUUGGAUAAUUUGAAAAAGAAUGUUGAACCUUGAUUGGUUGAUACUCAUAUUUGUGAAAAAACAUACUUGCCAGAAAUUGCAACUUUGAAUUUUUUCCUUUUAGCUCAAAUAAGGAAAUUUAGAGACAUUUUUGAAACAUAACCCCAAGAAAAUUUUAAUUUUCUUCUCCAAAAACUGUAAGCUUGUCAGUUUGAAUGGUGACCAUCAGUCACUAGUGUUUUUCGUUUAGACAGGACUGAAGCUUUUACCCUUCUGUCACUCUGCAAUACCUAAAAUUGUAAACACAUAGUAAACUUAAGGAAACAAGAUCAAGAUUCUUUGUUGCAUAAAUUCUAUAGAAAAAAACAACAACUCCAAACUUAAAACACCUCAAAACCAAACAUAAACUCUGCUCUGGGAUCAGUUGUUUUAGAGGCGAUUCACUUUACGGCUUUUUGGCUAUGAUAAAAACAUAAACACUGAACCACUUUAAAAGCUCAUUACUUACAUAGCCCUAAAUGAGUCCUGUUUUUAGACUUAGAUUUUGGAUUAAAUUAAGAAAUGCCUAUUUGCAUAUUUGUAUACUUCAUAUUUAAUGAUAUACACCACAAAGUUAUGAAAGUCACAGAUGAUUUAAAAUUUGUUAAAUCAUUACUUUCACCUGAUAGGUUGAUCAAAUCAGUGAAUAUUUUUCAUCAUAAUGAUUUUAGUGGAUUUUUUGUUGCCUUUUUAACAUCAAAACAGCCUAUACUUUUGCAAAGGAACAUUUAGAUUUGGAUGUUAACCAAUGUGCUCUCCUUAAAACUGUUUCGUUAUUAGUUUAAAAAGUGAGCCUAAAAUUUCGAUUAUCAGUACUUUGAAAUAUAUUACCAAAACAAUAUGUUGUUUUUCUGUUAAACUUCAGAAGAUGUGUAAUUAGAUCAAUCAUUUAGAACGUGAUACUUUAAAAUGUUAAUGUUCGUUGUAAAAGCACCUUUUUUGAGCCUGGAGUUAAAAAAAGUUAAUGACUCACCCAUGUUAACAGAAAGAAAAACUGGUUUUUAGGACCAACAGUUGAUAGAUAGGGAAUUUUCAUCAUAAUUGAUAUAUGGUAACAAAUUUAUUACAGAACAGAUAUAGACCCUAUAUUAUUUUCUCUGUUUUCACACAUGAAUGAUUUCAAAAUGAAACAUCAGAAAUUAUACUCAGCAAGUUUUGUUUAUUUUGCUAUAAAAAAUAUUGCUUAUAUAUUCACAGUAUAUUUCAUUUUGGCUGAAUGUCAAAAAUGUGUUACAUUUUAAAGGUGGUUCAGAGUUUGUUAUAACUAUUUUAAGCUUACACAUCUAGAAAAUUCUAUUUUAAUAGUUUAGCCAAUGAAUAUAUUUAUCUGAAUUACCUUCCUUUAAAACCCUUAUCAUGCUGGACAUGAUUGAUUCUGCCUUUGCGACCAGUGUAGAGCUUGAUCAGCCUGCACAUCUAUGCAGUCUGAUCAUGAUCUGCACUGUUUGCCAUUCAGUCAGUAUGUUUUUGGUGUGCACCCCUUUUAACAGUUUAUGCUAAAAUUGAAAGAUGGACAAUUCAUCAUAGAAAUUUAGCAGGGUAAGGGUUAAUAAUGCUCAUAUGCAGAAAAACUGCUUUUAGUUUUCAUGUUUUAUUUUGUUAUUAUUUUGUAAAUUGUUAUAUCUUGCAUCCAUGGUCACCAUUUAAAAUGCCUAACCUACAUUUUCUUCCUUUUUAUGCCCCCGGCAUCUACUGAUGUGAGAGGCAUAUAGUGAUUGUCCUGUCCAUCCGUUCGUCCGUCCGUACGAGGUUAACCAAAUUGGACACGUUUCGUCUAUCAUCAAUACCCCUAACUAGAAUGACUUUAUACUAAUGCAGAUGUAUCCUGUGACCAUUCCUCAUCUUCAGACAUCACCUGACCUCAGUUUGACCUUGACCUUGAACUUGACCUCAUUUUGGACUUAGGCUGCUUUGUAUCGACAAGGAUGCCACCGGGGGCAUCAAGCGUUUAUUGAACGCAGCUCCUUGUUUAUGUAUCAUUAAGCAGGAGAAUUCAUUUGAAAUAUUUUUUGAAGAUGACAGUGAUCAUUUAUCCUGUCAGGAAAGCCUUAUUUUGUCCUUUGAAAAAACACUUGAACCACGAUUAGCAGAAACAAGAAAAUGUAAGUAAGUGAAUCAGACUAGUAUUACACCUUACAAUUUUGUGAAAUGAUUGAUCCAGUCUUAGUUGUUAAACAUCAGUUUAUAUGACUUCGUGAAUUGGCGAUUCAAAAUGGAGAACCUUCAGUUUUGUAUCUUUGACUUUUCGCAACAUUUUGAGAAAAAAACAAACAAACGGUUACUUCUCUUGAAAAUUUUUGUUUGUUUGUUAUAUAGUCAUCUUGACUGGAGACCAUUGAUCUAAGAAUUUGUUAUACAUGUAUAUAUAGAGGAUAUUUGUUUGUUUUGAGUGAAUAUGGAAUAUAUCUCACUAAGAAGUGAGUAAAUUUCAAAUAUUUUGUGAAAAUGUGAAAAUUUUCUCACUUCGAGGUGAGAUAUAUUCAAUAUUCACGAAAAAUAAACCAAUUUUCUUUUUAUUUAAUGCUCAAUUACGUUGAGAUGUGCAUUUUGCAACUAUUUUUUAUCUCAGCGCGGGAAACAGACACGCGUAAACAGACAUGACGUCAGACAAGCUUUGACGUUAUAAAAACGCAUACAAGAUAAAGUUCCAUUUUAUUUUAUUUUUUGCUGCAUAACGUUAUGAAAUUCUCUUUAAGUAAAAUAAUUUGAAUCGAGAAAUAUACUAUAAAGAACAAAGUGCGACUACAAUUUUCAUCCUGUUUUAAGCAAAUAAUUUGAAAUUCAUACACAAUGUAAUGAGGGGGCGGAGCUAUAUCUCUCACAGUGUGAAAAUAUAGAUUUCAUAUUUUCACAGUGUGAGUGAUGAGAUAUGAAAAUAUUUAACUAAUAGAAUACAGUCAUUAGUUAGCAUAAAAUAAAUGUAAAUACGUAGAAUUACUCUCUUUUUUUUUUAUAUACUAUUUCUAGAAUAUUUAAGAGCAUGUACCAAUUGUACCAUUUUAGAUAUGUACUGUACAUGAUAUUUAUUUAUUACAUGAAAUGCUUUUCUGUUAUGCCUGUAUUUUGUAAACUUUAAGUAUAAUUUAUUUAUUUCUUGAAUACAGAUGUGUACUCAUAUGAUUUGUAGUACACAUUUUUCAGGAUUUGUUAUAUGUGAUACAAUGUAUUUAGAAUUACUGGUCGGGAACAAGUAUGUGGACAGGGCCAGUUUCUGGACACGUAGAAUAACCAUUUUAUUUCAGCAUUUUCAUGCUGAAGUUUAUAUUUGGUGUCAGUUUCAGUUAUGUCAAGUAAUUUCUGAAAAAAUUAUAAUGAAUGUAAAACAUGGAAUUUUUGUUCGGCUUCUGGUUCCAAGCCAGUACUGUGAAAGCAAAUAUUUUCACUGGGUCAAAAUUUCGCGAAUUUGAAAUUUUGAGUAUGUUCUCGAGGUUUAAUUUUCUUGAAAUUUUAAAGAUGGUAUCGUACUUGAAUUUGAAUUAUAUUAAUGGUAAAUAUUUACGUGAGGAUUAAUUUUCGCGAAAUGUAGGGCCUCAUGAAUAUAGCGAAAAUUACUGUUUUUACAGUAUAUAAAACAUGCCAGUAAAACACAAACCAGUAAAUAGCAGAAUUGACAAAAUAAAUUCCACCUACAGUGAAACACUUAUUGUCAUGGUGUCCAGAAGAUAAGCAAAAUACUCGAAUUGCUUGAGUGAGCCUGAGUGUUUAAGUGAAUGGUGUUUCACUGUGUGACAAAAAAGUAACAGAAAUGUCAUUAUGCUUUAUACUUACAUUUCUUCUUCUUUAUUUUGCCAUUACUUCUUUAAAGUUGUACUCUGCCCAAACUUUUAUAUGUAAAAAAAAAAGAAAGAAAAAACACUUACCGGCACUACACAGUAUUAAUGUAAACAUGAAAUUAAAACAUUUAUGUGUACAAAAAGGAUUGCCAUCUAGGUUAAAAGUGUGUGUCCACUCUUAUAACCUUUCCUCUUAGGUAAAAAAUCGUAUGAAAUAUGUAUAAUUAAACAUGAUAUGAAUAUGUACUACCACUGAAAAAUUAAGUUUUUUUUCCAAAAGGCAAUAAGUAUUGUUGAUGUAGUCCUGCGUACACAAUUAGUUUACAGUGAAAUCAUUUAAUUUUAUGGAUUUAAAAUUCAUUCUUUUUGGUAAAAUGGCCAUUUAGUUUGGGUAUAAAUUCAUGGAUUUCUGUGUUUGAGGACAAAAUGUAUGGGUAUCUUACGUGUUCAUUGGGAUUAGAUUUUGCGGAUUGGUGCAAACAGGAAAUCCAUGAAAAUUGGUCACACGCGUACUGUGAAAUCAUUAAUAUUCGUGGGGGACUAAUUUUCAAGGAUUUCGUGGUUGAGUCAAUCAACGAAAUUUAAUCCCAACCAACAAGUAAAAUUCCCAUUCAUUUUUAUGUUCAAAAGUCGAAAUCCACGAAUUCAUAUCCCCACGAAAUUGCCGUUUUGACCAAAACGACGAAAUUUCAUGCCCGCGAAAUUUAAUGAUUUUACAGUAUAUCAUUGAUUUCACAGCAUAUAUUUAGCCAAGUUAAAUACAUUUGUUGAGGAAUUUCUGGAUUGAAAUUUAAAUCUGAUGAUUAAUUGAAAGUUGAUCAUAGUAUAUCUUUAACCCUUAGCCUGCUGGCGGCAAAGAAUUCUGCCUUUGCGACCAGUGCAGACCAUGAUCAGACUGCACUGUUCGCUAUCCAGUCAGUAAAUUUUCAGUAAACACCCCUUCAAAUGAUAAAUGAUACUGCCCAAAUUAAAAGAUGGACCAGUCCAUUAUAGAAAUUUAGCAUGGUAAGGGUUAAAGUCAGAGUGUGAAAUUACAGGUAGACAAUAGUACAUAUAGACAGAGACUGUUUAUACUGGUACCCAAGAAUUUUAGUACAAGUCUAAAGUUGGUCUGCAUGUUUGACUCUCAGAAAUGUAUUUCUAUGUUUCAGUUUAGGAAUACGCUGAAUUUUUACUCUGUAAAGUAUCUGUAUUUUUGAAGUGUUCCAUGUCCAUGGGAUUAGUUUAGUAUUUUUCUUGUUAUGUAUAUUUUCGACUCAGUUGUAUUUUUGACUGAUUCCAUUAGUGACACAAACUGCCUCUCAUAUUUGGCAGGCAUAUAUUUUAAUCUGUGUUCAUAUGAUGAAGUUGUUUUUAGAAGUUUUUUUUCUGGCUUUAUUUGUUAUACUCUGCAUGUGUAGUGUAUCUGAAAAAAUAAGAAUUAAAAAUCCCAACAGUGGGACAAGUGAGAGAGAAAGUAUUUGUUCUUAGAUGUUAAUUUCUUUGUGUAUAUCUGUUAGACUAGCUUCUAGACUAUGAUAUAUCUUUUUACAUUUUUAUGAUUAAAUGUUGUGAACUGAGCCAGUCUAUAUCCUAUGUCCAAUUUCAUAGGCUUGUUCAAUUUACCAAAUACUUCAUUUUAACUUCAAAAAUACUUAAUACUCUAAAUACAAGUAAGCAUUUGAUAUUUAGCAUAAAAUAUAUAGCAUUAGGAAGUUAACAUUAUACCUCCACCCUUUCAUUUGAAAAAUGCCACAUGCCAAAAUGCAAAAUAUUUAAUGCCAAAUGCUAAAUCUUAAACGUUGAGUCAUAAUUGUCAAAUGUGAUGGCAAAACAGUACUAUGGAAGGAUGGUGCACCAUGCUAAUUGCCAAAUGCUAAAUAACAAAUAAUUUAAUGAAAUAAUAGCAUUUAGCAUUAAAUAAUUUUAAUUUAGCAUAAAGUUAUUGGCAUUCAGCAUUAAAAUUACAUUCGGCAAUUAGCAUGGCACACUGGCCCUCCAUACAAAGCUGAAUGCUUACAUGUAUUGUCCAAUGUUGGCAUGACAUGGUAAAACAUGCAAGUGCUUCAAAUCAGACUCAUAAGACAUGAUGUAGAUCUUUAUUUCAUAAAAGUAAUGGACAAUUAGCAUUAUCUUUUAGCAAUAAACAUUAGAUAUUAGAAAAUUAUGAGAGAGAGAAUAUUGUAUUUAGCUACAUUGUGUAUAAGAUAUCUGGCAAUUAGAAUGGUGCACCAGCCUUCCAUAUAUGCAUUAAUUUGACAUUCAAUAGUUUUGUUAUUUAUCAAUCUUCGUUAAGAAAAUAAAACAUCUUUUUUGUUUGGUGCUGCAGUGACUGCAGUACGGUGUUUGGUCACUGAAUAGAAAUCAUUUUUGCUAACACUUGUGUGUCUUUCAAUUUUGGUACAGCUUUCUCAUAAUUUUGUCUAUAUGCAUGAGUUUAGACUGCUCAGUACAAAAAUGUCUGUGAAAAUUCCUACAUAAACUAUUAACUGGCUUUCCAAUGGGACAACAAGUCUUGGUUUUAUUAAAACCUUUGAACAAUUUUAUAUGGUAGCAAUCGUUAUCUUUUUUUUUUUUUUGCCACAUAUUACACAAAACAGUUUCUUUAUCGUUUGAAUAAACUUGAACUCAACAUAUCUUUUAAAAUGUGCUUUUGAUAAUGACAUACUGUAAGAAACUUUUAAAAUCCAUUCUUCAGUUUCAGAAUUUUACUGAUUAGAAGAAUCCUUUAAGUAAAAUAAACUUAUUACAUCAAGAUUUCAAAAGUAGCAAAAUGGUUUAUUCUAGAUGAGAAUGGUUCUUCAGUUAUCACCAUUAAAAAUCAGUUAGGUGAACAGAUUUAUGAUCAGCAGCAUAACAUUUGACCUCUGGCAUGAUGUACCAAAUUAUCCACGGGUAAUUUAAUAGCCAUAGGUGCCAGUCAUCUCUCAUAGAGCAUUUCGGAUUGUACUAGACUGAUAAUUUCAACAUCAUUCCUCUGUGAAAAUCUCUAAAAUAGACUGGUUUUUGUUUCUAUGAAAUUGAAUUCGUCAAGAAAAGGGAAAAAUAUAGAAAUAUAUUUAUUAUCAGUCUAGUGGCUAGUCUAUAUAUCUGUGUACAUGUGAAUCUCUAUGGCAGACCUGCUGCCCGGCACUGCUUCUGGAUCUUUUCAUGCAAUUUCUUGAAUAUGCUUUGAAAUGAUUCUAUAGAUGGACCUGAGAGUGUUAUUACCUUCCAUCGCAGUUAAGUUUUAUUGGUUUAUCUACUAAUCAUCAUUGCAUUGUAAAUGAAUUAUUCUGUCAAAGCUAUAAAGUAGAAUACUGUGUUACAGUGAAACAUUGUCUAAUAUUCUCUUCUCAUACCUGUUUUCUAUGUUUUCAUUAUUUUAACUUCUUUCUAGGGACAAGAUUUUAAAUAGUCGAGCAUUGCUGUCCUCCGUCAACUCUUGUUGUAGUAUUACAGUCAAACCCAGCCAGACAAUGACAUAAUGUGGCUUUUUAAAUCAGGUGGAAAUUAGGACAAAAUGUCAAUUUAGGAAGUUAGCUUACUGGCUGCUCAACACAAGUGUCUGUUUAAUACAGGUGGCCACUAAGGCAGUUUAAUUUUGCAUAAGACACAGUAGUCACUGUUCCAGAAACUAUACAUGUUUGUAAGCUGUGAAAUCAUUUAAUUUUGUGGGCUUGAAAUUAUAUGAGCCACACCAUGAGGAAACCAACGUAGUGCAUUUGCCACCAGCAUGGAUCAAGACCAGCCUGCGCAUCCGUGCAGUCUGGUCAAGAUCCAUGCUGUUCGCUAACGGUUUCUCCAAUUGCAAUAGGCUUUGAAAGCAAACAGCAUGGAUCCUGACCAGACUGCAUGGAUGCGCAGGCUGGUCUGGAUCCAUGCUGGUCGCAAAUGCACUAUGUUGGUUUUCUCAUGGCGUGGAAAGCUAUUUCAUGGGGAUAUAAAUUGAAGAUGAUAAUGUAUUGGAAUUUUAAAUGUUCGUUUGGAUUGAAUUUUGUGGCCUGAUACAAACACAAAAUCCACUAAAAUAAGUUCCUUACGAAUAUUAAUGAUUUCACAGCUUUUAGGGUUAUUUUAGUUUUCAGUUUCAUUUAAAGGUAUACUACACCAAAUUUCUUAUUUGAAAACAUGAACAAAUACUACAUAUUGUUCAGGUAAACAUAAAAUUAACAAGUUUUAUCUGUAUAAACAGUACUAUGCAUUAGGUUGAAAAUAGUACACACUGUAUACAUGUAUAGCUUUAACACAGUAUGAAUGUGUAGGCCUACUACCACUAAAUAAUUGGAAGCUUUUUGAAACAAUCGACUGUUACAGCAUGCUAUUUAUGAAAUAAUAUAUCCCAAACACUGAUCUAUCGUUGAAUAAAAUCAUUGUUUGGAGUUUAGGUGCGAACGAAUUAUAUCACAAGGGUGCAGCCCAAGUGAUAAUAAUAAUACGUAUCUAAACAACAAACAGUGAUUUUAUUCAAGAGCAAGUCACUGUUUGAGACAUAUUUCAAUUCUAACACAUUGUCAAGGAUUAUUAUGUACAUCCUUGACGACAUGUCCAUCAAAUAUUUGCCUGUUUUCCGUUGGUUUCUUUUCCAGCACGCCACUUUUCCGUUUGACGCCAUGACGUAAUAAAUGUGACGUCAGAAAAAUGAAUUGUAUAAUAAUACACAAUUUUCAGCCUUCUUUGUUUAAUAGGAAACAAAUUGGGUUGUGUAAGAAUUAAUUAUGAAUGCAGCUCUACAUGCUCAAUUAAUUUAUAUAUUUAACAAAAGUAAAUAUAUUUGAUGAUGAUUCAUACUUUUGAAGUAAAUACCGAAAUGUAAAAUAUUUUAGUGAAUGAUAGCCAUUGGAUAUCUUUAAACAUCAUUCCUUAUCAACCUGUCUUUCUUGGAGGUGGUCCAUUUUUCCAUAACACCUCCCAUCCAUAUAUUAGCUCUAGCUUGCUUUUUUUUUUUGUUUUUUGUUUUUGUGUUAUUCUUUAUUCAGGCUUCUUCGUCUUAAAUCCCCUAUAUUUUAGUAAGAAUUAAAGUUUACUGUAAGGAUUGGAAAAAUAAAUAAAAGACAGUAAAGAAA
Molecule: messenger RNA, 12636 nt
Organism: Mercenaria mercenaria
Lineage: Eukaryota; Metazoa; Mollusca; Bivalvia; Venerida; Veneridae
Product: ras-related protein Rab-22A-like
Exons: 7
Coding region: 152-766 (204 amino acids)
Molecular function (GO): GTPase activity; GTP binding
Source: RefSeq, a predicted model, not a curated record